Molecule: messenger RNA, 3186 nt
Organism: Gossypium arboreum
Lineage: Eukaryota; Viridiplantae; Streptophyta; Magnoliopsida; Malvales; Malvaceae
Product: protein LATE ELONGATED HYPOCOTYL
Exons: 10
Coding region: 726-2924 (732 amino acids)
Molecular function (GO): DNA binding
Source: RefSeq, a predicted model, not a curated record
CAAAUGAAUUCUUUCGCAAGGUUGAAUUUCAUUUCCCACUCAUACAUUCCGAUUCUUCCUAAUUACUUUUUUUAUCUUUGUAUCAAAACAAAAUUGAACUCGCCCAAUUUCCUUUAUUUUUUUAAAGAAAAUAAUUCCACAGGAAAUUGUAGUGGCUGAGGUUUCUCCUUUUACUCCUCCCCAAACUGUUGUUUCUGGUGUUUUAGGUCUCACCAGAAACGAGCCAGCUUUCAACUUCAGCUUUAUUUCUUCACUCUCUUAAAUAUUUUAUCCAUUAAAAAAACUGUUUUCAGAUGUCGAUUCCGAUCUCUUCAUUGCCGGAAAAUAUGAUUUCUCUAACAGGUCCUUGUUGAACUCUUUCUCUCAUGCGUGAUCGUUGCUUCCAGAAUUAUCGUCUUCCAUGGCUAUCUGUCAAGUUGAGCAGAGCUACAAAAGAAAAAGUGUUUGAUUCCCCCCCCCCCCAUGGCAACCAAAUAGAAGGUUUUGGCGUCUACGGGUUCGUUUUGGUGAGGAUUCUGAAUAAAGGAUUUUUCUUUUAAUCUUUCGGAGAAGCCGUUUCUUCUCUUUGUUACGCAGUAAAUAGCUAUCAUCAGGUUUUUUGGAGUUCAAAAUCGGCAUUGCUAUUUGUAGUUUUGGAUGUCGAAAUAAAUGAAAGGAGUUUCGCGAUUUACCCGUUUCUCGUUACAGAGGAUUUGAAGCAGCGGUAGAGCUCCCAGGUCCUGUAAAUGGACGCAUACUCCUCCGGAGAAGAACUUUUAAUUAAGACUAGGAAGCCUUAUACUAUUACAAAACAACGUGAACGGUGGACUGAGGAGGAGCAUAAUAGGUUCCUAGAGGCCUUGAAGCUCUAUGGACGAGCUUGGCAACGCAUUGAAGAACACAUAGGAACUAAGACUGCUGUGCAGAUCAGGAGUCAUGCUCAAAAAUUCUUCUCUAAGCUGGAGAAGGAAGCACUUACUAAGGGCAUUCCAACUGGUCAAGCUCUUGAUAUAGAAAUUCCACCUCCACGUCCUAAAAGAAAACCGAGAAACCCUUACCCUCGGAAAAUGAGUGCUGCUACCUCAGUGCAGAUGGGAGCAAAGGAUGGAAAAUCUGAAACUCCAGUAUCUUCUUUGCAUUGCAAACAGGCGUUCAACUUGGAGAAAGAACCUCUCCCAGAGAGACCUAGCAGAGAUGAAAAAUCUUCAAAUCUGAAAGAAAUUCUAGAUGAUAAUUGCUCUGAGGUUUUUACCCUUCUCCAUGAAGCAAACUGCUCCUCCAUGUCUUCUGUGAACAAGAAUUUUAUACCAACAUCAACAGUGCUUAGAAAUUCUUGCCCUCUUAGGGAGUUUGUACCUUCACUAAAGGAGACAAUUAAUAAAGAUACAAGUAAGCCUUCAAACUUGGAGAAUUCUUGCACUUCAUAUGAGAAACCAGCUCAAGUUCAGAGAAAAGAUGAUAUGGACGGUGCUACAUGUACAGAUGAGAUGCAAGCCACUCGUAAUAAUCCUCAACAUGUUGCUGUGCAUGUCCUAGAUGGAAGCCCAGGAACAUGUGCUCCAAAUCCUUCCAUGGAUAUAACUUUUCAGGAUUCUAUAUUUCACCCUAUGGGCGAUAUUCAUGGACAAGUUAACCUGUUUGCAAAUCCAGCGGCAUCUGCUACCACUGCACAUCAGAAUAAUGCACCAAGAUCAACUCAUCAGGCGUUUCCAACGUUUCAUACUCCCUUUAUGCAUCUUCAGCGCAAUCAAGAGGACUACCGAUCAUUUCUACAUGUCUCUUCCACAUUUUCCAGUCUCGUUGUAUCUACUUUAUUACAGAAUCCAGCAGCUCAUGCUGCAGCAAGCUUUGCGGCUACAUUUUGGCCAUAUGCAAAUGUUCAAAAUUCUGAUGAUUCUCCUGCUUGUGACCAGAAAGGUUUUCCUUCUAGACAAAUGAACUCUGCUACAAGUAUGGCUGCAAUUGCAGCUGCUACUGUAGCAGCUGCCACUGCUUGGUGGGCUGCGCAUGGACUGCUUUCCGUAUGUGCUCCUCUGCAGACUGGCUGUACUUGUGCUCCUGCAUCCACAGCUGCAGUAACUCCUAUGGAGAAUGGUGAAGCUCCGGCUGCAAAUAUGGAAAGAAAAAUGUAUGCUGGUCAAGAUCCAUCCAUGCAGGAUCAACGGUUGGACCCUCAAUAUGCUGAAGCUAUGCAAUGUCAACCAUCAGCAUCUAAAUCACCUACUUCAUCAUCAUCAGACCGUGAAGAGAGUGGUGAGGCAAAAGCAAAUACUGAAGUGAAAGCAACUGCAGCAACUGAGCCUCAAGAUCCAAAUAAAACAAAGAAUGGAAAACAAGUUGACCGAUCUUCAUGUGGUUCCAAUACACCUUCUUCUAGCGACGUGGAGAUAGAUGUAUUAGAAAAGAACAAGGAAGACAAGGAAGAUCCGAAGCCAGCUGAUGCAAAUCAUCCACAAGUUGAAUGUAGCAAUCGUCGUGGCAGAAGCAGUACCAACCUGAGUGAUUCUUGGAAGGAGGUAUCUGAAGGGGGCCGACUGGCUUUUCAGGCUCUCUUCUCUAGAGAAGUACUACCGCAAAGCUUUUCUCCUCCUCAUGACAGAAAGAAUAAAGAGCAGCAAAAGGAAAGUGUAGGUGAAGAUGAGCAAAAUCCAGAUCAGAAUAAUGGAGAGACAUCAAUUUUACACUUCUCCAGCGAGGCAUUCAGAUCUUGUUCUAACCAUCAAGGAGUUGAGAAAAAAGCGUUGUCAAAAGCUAAGAACAUUGUGGACAAGAGCUUGCUGACGAUUGGGCUAGGACAUGAAAAGCUUAAGGCCCGUCAAACAGGAUUUAAACCUUACAAAAGGUGUUCUGUGGAGGCCAAGGAAAGCAGAGUGAUGAACACAGGCAGUCAAGGUGAAGAGAAAGAUCCCAAGAGGAUACGCUUGGAAGGGGAAGCUCCGACUUGAAUUACGCAAUUGCAUGCAAUCAACAAAGGAAAAUUCUGUUUGCUGCUUGUGAUCUCUAAUAUUCCCCGUGUCUGAUUUACUACCAUGUUUAAUUUUAAGACUUGCAGCUCACGAGACCUUAUGUCUUAAGUGUGUGUACUAUAUGUCUAUAUUGGCUUAAUCACUUUCCUGGACAAUGCAAUUGUAGUUAAAAACUCCUUUGAAAUAGAUAAGAAGCUUUAAGUAUUGAAUGGCCCUUGCUUUGGGCUCUUUUCAGCAUAUA